Messenger RNA from Aspergillus caelatus, 819 nucleotides. Its product is annotated as alpha/beta hydrolase. The coding region runs from base 1 to 819 and encodes 272 amino acids. The transcript has 2 exons. Lineage: Eukaryota; Fungi; Ascomycota; Eurotiomycetes; Eurotiales; Aspergillaceae. The record is from RefSeq and is a predicted model, not a curated record.
AUGUCUCAAUCUAAACCCUCCAUUGUCAUUGUCCCCGGCUCAUUCAGCCUACCGGAGUUCUAUGACGCGGUGACCGAUGGAGUAGCAUCCAAGGGCUACGAGAUCAAAGCCAUUCGUCUUCGCAGCACCGAGGACCUCCAACAACCUGCAACAAUGUACGAUGACGCCGCAGCGAUUGCGCACGAGGUCGCAGCGCUAGUCGACCAAGGAAAAGAGGUGAUCUUGGUGGCUCACUCAUAUGGAGGGGUGCCUGCCAGCGAGAGCAUCAAAGGACUAGCCAAGAUAGAGGGUAGUGGGAAGGUUGGCGGAGUCGUAAACUUGGCGUAUCUCACGGCGCUGGUGCCACAAUUGGGCGCUUCGGCGGCGGAUAUGUUGGCUGAUAUUCCGGCUGAAAAUCGCGUUGAAUUGCGACCUGAUGAACAUGGAUACAUGAUCAUGGCUAAUCAUGCCGCGUCUGCUGCAUUAUGCUUCUCGGACCUUCCGGCCGAGGAAGGCGAGGUGUGGAUGAAGCGGUCUCCCCGACACUCGGCUGCUAGCUUUAUAGGUCCAUUGACGUAUGCUGGGUAUAAGGAUGUACCGGUUUCGUAUUUGCUCUGCGCGGAGGAUAAGGUGAUUCCGCCUGGGGUGCAGCAAAAGCAGAUCGAGAUCAUUGAGAGAGAAGCAGGCAGGGAGGUGGAUGUGACGGUAAUCCAAACAGGACAUAUUCCUACAGCUAGUGCGCCUGAGAAGGUGAUAGAUUGGAUUACAGGCCUAGCUACUCGGUAUGAGAAUGGUAAAACAAUUAAAGACUUUCCAGGAGUAGGAAAAUACACGGAGUGA